GUGACAUCUAAAAUCCGAGAAGAAGCCCUAGACAUUUUUGUCAAGCCGCGGGAGGAAGAAGAAGAAGCUCUAAGGUAAGAAGAUGAAGCAUAACAAUGAGAUCCCUGGAUCACACUUCAGGAAGCACUGGCAGAACUCUGUUAAGACAUGGUUUAACCAACCUGCUAGGAAAACCAGGAGAAGAGUUGCGAGACAAGAGAAGGCGGUGAAGAUCUUCCCUCGUCCCACCUCUGGAUCUCUCCGACCUGUUGUUCAUGGACAGACUAUUAAGUACAACAUGAAAGUCAGAGCUGGAAAAGGGUUCACUCUCGAAGAGCUUAAGGCUGCUGGUAUUGCAAAGAAGAUGGCUUCAACGAUCGGUAUCUCAGUUGAUCACCGUCGUAAGAACCGUUCCUUGGAGGGUCUUCAGUCCAAUGUCCAAAGGUUGAAGACUUACAAGGCCAAGUUGGUUGUGUUCCCUCGCAGAUCACGUGUAGUCAAGGCUGGUGAUUCUACUUCAGAGGAGCUUGCUAAUGCAACUCAAAUGCAAGGAGAGUACAUGCCUAUUGCUAGAGAAAAGGUUGCCAUGAAGCUUGUGAAUGUGACUUCUGACAUGAAGUCAUUCAAGGCUUAUGACAAGAUCCGUCUCGAGCGCACUAACAAACGCCAUGCUGGUGCCAGAGCCAAGAGAGCCGCCGAUGUUGAGAAAGAAGAGAAGAAAUAAGAUUCUCUCCAUUUAAUACAUUCUUGAAUUUCUCUUCUUUUUUUUUAUCUUUUUUUUUUUGCAAGACUCUUCUUUAAGGGAUCCAUCGAUCCUAGUUUUUCUGGUUUUAUGGAAACAGAUUAUAAUGUCCAAAACAUGAUUUAUUAAUGGUCAAACCUAACCAGCCACA
This is a messenger RNA of Brassica rapa (field mustard), 872 nucleotides long. RefSeq names its product 60S ribosomal protein L13-3. Gene Ontology annotation, cellular component: cytosolic large ribosomal subunit; ribosome. Gene Ontology annotation, biological process: translation. The record is from RefSeq and is a predicted model, not a curated record. NCBI's taxonomy places the organism in Eukaryota, Viridiplantae, Streptophyta, Magnoliopsida, Brassicales, Brassicaceae. Gene Ontology annotation, molecular function: structural constituent of ribosome; RNA binding.